Messenger RNA from Saccostrea echinata, 927 nucleotides. RefSeq lists its product as uncharacterized. The record is from RefSeq and is a predicted model, not a curated record. Bases 1 to 927 code for a protein of 308 amino acids. Gene Ontology annotation, biological process: negative regulation of translation; protein polyubiquitination; proteasome-mediated ubiquitin-dependent protein catabolic process. Gene Ontology annotation, molecular function: protein binding; translation repressor activity; ubiquitin protein ligase activity. The transcript has a single exon. NCBI's taxonomy places the organism in Eukaryota, Metazoa, Mollusca, Bivalvia, Ostreida, Ostreidae.
AUGGCUAUAUUUUUACCAACCUUUUCCCCGCUUCGAGUUCCAGAAGAGCUCGUUUCUAUGUGGUUUGGAUCGCUAACAUUUGAUACGAAUAAAACACCAACAAAUAUCAAACAGAUUCUUCCAAAACCUGGAGUUAUCGCCACUCUAGACACACAAUAUGCCUCUAAGCUUUACAACGUAGUAGGCUAUAGUGGAAGACAAAUCUGGACAAGCGGAGAUGACUGCUAUAUAAAAUUAUUUCAUUCUGAUCAGAAAACACCUUUUCAGUCAUUCAGAACAUUGUCCGGACAUCGUCCAGAAAGCAUAGCAAUUAUCAGUACUGGACAUUUGGUUUAUACUGAUUAUCAUGAAAGAUCUGUGAAUAUUCUGAAGGAUGAAGAAAAGUUCCUUGUAAUCAGACUAGAAAACUGGAUACCUCACGGUGUCUGCAGUUCUUCCUUGGGUCAUUUCCUUGUAAUAAUGAUCAGCAAUGACUACAAACAAUCAAAAGUUGUCCGUUACGUUGGUUUCAAAGAGAAACAAACUAUUUUUGCUUAUAAGGGUAUUCCUCUUUUUUCCUCUGGAGACUUUUACAGAUAUAUUACUGAGAACAGGAACCUGGAUAUCUGCGUAUCAGACCAUGGAGCUGGAGCAGUAGUGGUGGUCAAUCAGGCCGGAGAACUAAAAUUCAGAUACACUGGACUUACACCUGCUUUAAAGACAAAACCAUUUGAUCCACGAGGAAUCACCACGGACAGUCAGAGUCACAUCCUUAUAGCAGAUAUCGAAAAUCAUUGUGUUCACAUAAUCGACCAGAAUGGACAAUUCCUCCAUUACAUAGAAUGUGGCCUAAGUUUUCCAUGGGGACUGUGUACUGAUGAAAAUGACUUGGUUCUUGUUGCUCAGUACGAAAACAGAAAAGUUGAUAUUAUCAGUUAUAUGCAGUGA